CAAGUGGCGCCCUGAUUAGCCACAGAAUCGAGUGCUCUACAAAUGGUUCUUUAAAAUCCAGAACUGAGUAAUUAACAUUCUUUUAUGAAAACACAUUUAUUAACUUUCAAAGAAAAUCUUGUAAUGGUUUAUUUUUAAAAAACUAAAAACCAUUAUAGUACCUGAGAUAAAGCAGUCUUCAGACUGAGUCACAAAGCUGUUGGGAACCCCACCCCCACCAGCAUUCUGAUGCCCCUCUGACAGUGACGUCAUAAUGUCCCAGUUAGUCACAGGACCUGCUGGGCCACAGGAAGGAGGCUCUGGAAAGACGCACUAGGUUACUGGAUAAAUCACUUCAAUUUCCCAAUGAAUUUUAUAUUGUUUAUUUUUAUACCUGGAGUUUUUUCCUUGAAAGGUGGCACUUUGAAGCCUACUAUUGAAGCAUUGCCUAAUGUGAUGCCUUUAAAUGAAGAUGUUAAUAAACAGGAAGAAAAGCAUGAAGAUCAUCCUCACAAUUAUGCUCCUGCUAAUGAGAAAAAUGGCAAUUAUUAUAAAGAUAUAAAGCAAUAUGUGUUAACAACACAAAAUCCAAAUGGCACUGAGUCUGAAAUAACUGUGAGAGCCACAACUGACCUGAAUUUUUCUCUAAAAAACUAUAAAAUUGUCAAUGCAACUACAUAUGAAAAAUCCGCCAGUGAAGAAGAAACAACUACUAACGAACCCUCUCAUAAAAAUAUUCCAAAAUCAACCCCAAACCUGCCUGCAUUUUGGACAAUGUUAGCUAAAGCUAUAAAUGGAACAACAGUGGUCAUGGAUGAUAAAGAUCAAUUAUUUCACCCAAUUCCAGAGUCUGAUGUGAAUGCUACACAGGGAGAAAAUCAGCCAGAUCUAGAGGAUCUGAAGAUCAAACUAAUGCUAGGAAUCUCGUUGAUGACCCUCCUCCUCUUUGUGGUCCUCCUGGCGUUCUGUAGUGCUACACUGUACAAACUGAGGCAUCUGACUUAUAAAAGUUGUGAGAGUCAAUACUCUGUCAACCCAGAGCUGGCCACGAUGUCUUACUUUCAUCCAUCAGAAGGUGUAUCAGAUACGUCCUUUUCCAAGAGUGGAGAGAGCAGCACAUUAUUGGGCACCACUUCUUCAGAUAUGAGAAGAUCAGGCACAAGAACAUCAGAAUCUAAGAUGAUGACGGAUAUUUCCACAGGCUCAGAUGAUGAGAUGCACUGAGUAAGAGGUGGAACCUGGUGAAGAAAUCAUACUGAUGAAUAAAUAACUUUAAUUCUUUUGUCAUCAAGAGAACUUUCUUUUUGUCUUCUGUUAAUGUCAUGAGUUUGAAGCUCUGCUGAGACAUUCUGGUGUCUUAAAAGGAGGACAGACUCAAUAAAAAUUAUCUCUCAGUUAUAAAAUUUAAUGGAAAAUGCACAAGAAAAUAAUUUAAGGUGUGAGAAACUCAUCAAGUAAAAGCAUUCCUGGAGAGUGACUUUGAAAGGAGCCUUACUGGUGCUGGAAAAACAAGUCCUGAUCUCCUACCUCCCUGCUGCAAUGGAACUGAAGAUCAGCUCCUAUGGACUGGCUAUGGUGGGAAAGAAGCACCAGCACUCGCCUUAGAACUAGCAGCCAAGUCCUUCUAAAGUGCCCAGGAGUAAGUCUUUCCAGCAUCACACACCCAGGAUCAGCAGCCUUAAGUUCUAGCCCCUAUUCCCUCUUUCUUCCUCCCUCCUGCCACAAGCGUGUCCUAAACAUGCCGAACAGUGACGGUGCUACAGAGGUCCUGAUUGACGGUGUUUUUUGCAGGCCUUUUGGGUGGGCCCUCAGUUCCUGAAACCCUGGGUUGUAGAGGGAAGCCGUCCCAGAGAUAUUUGGAAAGGUGGUUGGCUUGGGCGGGCGUCAAGAGCAUCUCUUCCAUCCCUCAGGAGGAGUGGGCACCAGCUCCCCAGUAACCGAAAGAACUGCGGGGCCCGCGGGGCUCCACGGUGCCCGGGUAGGUGGACCUACGCGCUGCUCAGAUGGGGGCGGGGCCAAAGUCACCAGCUCAGGAAGUGGUGGGCGAGGUGCUUGCGUGGGCGCAUGAGCUCUUUGCGAGGACCAGUAAAUGGCAUUUCUUGGGAACGCAGGAUCCUAGGAAGGCGCCUAGGCUGCCGUGCACAGAUUUGCUGGUUGUUAAGAAACAGGUGCAAGGUAUCCUCUCUCCAUCACUCAUUCCCAACGUGGAAUUACUGUAAGGAGCUUCCCGUGCUCUUGUGAAAGGUAGAAAAGGUAAGAAGAAAACUGGCUGUUAGGCCUCUGUUAAUUCUGGUGAAGACAAGGAAUAAUUACCAAUCAAAGGAGCUGUUCCCAAUCAGCUCUAGCCUGAGAAAAGAUUGUAAGCAUGCCUUCAAACUUCAAAAUUAACCCUCCAAAUCUAGCGUCUGGUGAAGUUAAAAAACAUAAAAAAAGUAACACUGUUCGUGGCAGGGAAGGAAAGUAUAAUCAUGUUUUUUCAGUAGUGCUCCCAAAGCACUAUUUAACAGCCCUUUCUAAAUCAUUGCAACCAAGUAAAACCCAGCUUAAGCCAAAAGGCACUUCCUCCGCCUGCUUAUCUGGAGUUUACUGCCCUUUCCAAGUUAAUUUAAAGAGAAACUAGAUCCAGGCCUUUAUCUUUGGAUCCUAAGAUAAUUCUCAUUCUUGUGCGUGCGCCUCUCCUUCCCCAUCUAUCAAAAUGUCACAUUUCCACUACAUUGUUUUGGAUUUCAAUCACGUUAAUUUCUUAAUAGGAAAUGAAUGGUAAGUUGAAAGACUGUUGAGCCAGGAAAAAGCUUAUUGUGUGAAGAGGAAGCAUGUGUGUGUUAACAACAUAUGUAAGCAAUCUAAAAUAAAUUCAGAAUUUUAAAAAACAAUAUAAUUGGGACCACAUCUCAGAUCUGAAAUCUCUUGUUUGGGAGAAGGGAGAAAGGUAUAAGUUAUCCUGUAAUUGAUGCAGGAAAGUGUAUCUUGGGAAGAGGUCGUAUUUCUCCUAGUAAAAAUUAGGGAAGGAGUUGCCAGGGUGUUGUGGACAGCUGUUACUUCAAGCCUGUGUCUUGUCACUCUCCUGAGUUUCCUCAGUAGUGUGGAUCUAGCUACUCUGGAGUUUUGUCUAUCAAUUCUUAGAUUUUCAUGGUUGUUAAGGGCUCGGGGUUAUUUUGUGUUUGAAGCAUUCUAUAGAUAUGAGGGACCUUAGAAUGUUGAGGCUUACUAGAGGAAGGAAAGACUAAUGCUUUAAAUACAUUUUUCUUGUGGACAGUGGAGAAGUAUCAGUAUAUAAGACUACAUAUGGUUCUGUGUAAGUGAUAUUCAGUUAUUCUAAGUUUCCAAAUUGUCAUUGCUUGGUAAUGUGAAUAUUUUCUAUAGAAAGCAUGUCACGUUUGACACAAACAAUUAUGCACAAACAAGUCCUGUCCUACUGAUGUAUAGUCACAUUAGUAAUAAGGUGUAAAUGUAUUUUAAUCAGUCGUGGGAAUGAGCUAGACAUUUGAAAAACUUAAACAGUGAUAACCAAUGGUUUCUCAUUCUCCUUCUAGAACUGAUCACUUGGUAAACUACCUCCUGUAUUUAAAACUGGAUUUGGAAGGGUUAAUGUCUUUCUGAUAGAAAGCUACUUCUCCAGGGUAUUCUAGAAUCUGAAUUUCAUCAUGAUUGUAAUGAUAAAACAAAACUUAUUUUCUACUGACAGUCCUAGAAAUAACUAUGGAAACAUUGGAAAGAAUUAACAGAAAAAUGAGUCAGUCAAGGCUGAGGUUGAAGAAGAGUGAUCUCCAAAUGAACUUCAGCACUUGAAGAACUGACUCAAAGCCCUGUGGCCUCCUUGAAUGACACAGAUGUGAGGCAAGAUUUUCCUGAAAAUAGCCUGCUCCCAGAGGAAAAGGGAAUUGCACCAUCAAAGAGCAAAGACAGCCUGGAAAGUAUGUGAUGGACCUCAAAUGUCCAGAGACUGAUCUUGAAUAUGAUCCUUUCCUCAAUUAUUCUGCAGAGCUACUUGGGGCAUCUAAGCAAAGCAGGAUGAGGCUGAUCAACAGCACUUCUGCCACUUGAAAACAUCUGUGAGUGAAGAUUGCCACACGUCCCGGGAGAGCCAAAGGCCUUCUGUUUCACCAAUAAGAAUUAAAACAUCGUCCAGUAUAUGAAGAUGAUCUUAUAAUAGAUGUGCCUCCAGUCAUACCCACUUCUAAGAAAUCUAAACUAUUUAGAGGCUUCAAACAUCAUUAUAAGGAUAAAUGGAUACAUAUCAUACCUCUGAAGGAGAAAAAUCUUAAAAUUAGUGGCACAAAGGAAGAAAAAAGAUAAAAGCCAACUAACCACACAAAUAGAUGAUGACAGUAACAAAUUACAACUACUUACGUUGCUCAUGAAAACAUCACCAGGUAUUAAAACUAAUGUAAAUUGAUAUCAUGUUAAGAGUACCUAAGAAGGGAAAAUUUGGGGAGGAAAAAAAAUCAUGACUGCAUUUUAGAAGGAGGUUCAUCUUCUGCACCUCUCAGUGGCAAUGAAAUAAAGUUGUAAUCAGUUACCCAAAGAGCAAAAAACAUGUAGAAACAAAUUAUGAUAC
Molecule: messenger RNA, 4537 nt
Organism: Cercocebus atys (sooty mangabey)
Lineage: Eukaryota; Metazoa; Chordata; Mammalia; Primates; Cercopithecidae
Gene: EQTN
Product: equatorin, sperm acrosome associated
Exons: 9
Coding region: 346-1203 (285 amino acids)
Biological process (GO): acrosomal vesicle exocytosis; fusion of sperm to egg plasma membrane involved in single fertilization; endocytosis
Cellular component (GO): plasma membrane
Source: RefSeq, a predicted model, not a curated record